UUAGAAAAUAAUCUACUUUUUGCCACAAAGCUUUUUGUACUGCGCUAUCAACCAAAACAUGGCUAGCCGAGCGGCAAUGCUCUUAGGACAAGUUGUUCCGUGUGUGAAGCAAAAUGCAUCUAAAAUACGAGUGCGACGAAUGGAGUUGGAUACGAAUCUUAACAUGUAUUUCAAAAAGGACGAGUUUUACUUCGCCCAUGAUCCCGAUAAGCGUUGUAAAACUGGCGACAUCGUUUUGAUAAAGGAAAUGUCGGAAAAGUUGACUCGUUUAAUAUCUCAUACGAUUGAGGAGAUAGUCUAUCCUUUGGGCGAUGUAACCGACCCAAUUACUGGUAAAAAAGUAGUGGUAGGAAAAUACCGUGAAGAUAUAGAGGAAGCUAAUCGGCUAUUCGGUAAAUCACAGAAUGCAUUUGAUUAUUCUAAUGCACCAGCUCGGGGCCGUCUAGAAGGUUCACGAGAUUUCACGCACGGUGAAACAUAUAUCAAAUAUCAUGAGGAUGGCAAAGAACAACCGUUUGCGGUAUGAAUUAAUAUUUAAAUAUAGUGAUUGCAAUGCACGUGUUAUGUGAAAAAGUAGUUUUAAAGUUAAAAUAAAAGUAAUAUUACAACGUACUUUACGGAUAU
Molecule: messenger RNA, 624 nt
Organism: Anopheles nili
Lineage: Eukaryota; Metazoa; Arthropoda; Insecta; Diptera; Culicidae
Gene: mRpS17
Product: 28S ribosomal protein S17, mitochondrial
Exons: 2
Coding region: 59-526 (155 amino acids)
Biological process (GO): mitochondrial translation
Cellular component (GO): ribosome; mitochondrial small ribosomal subunit
Molecular function (GO): structural constituent of ribosome
Source: RefSeq, a predicted model, not a curated record